Belonocnema kinseyi is the source of this 1466-nucleotide messenger RNA. RefSeq lists its product as uncharacterized. The coding region runs from base 377 to 1240 and encodes 287 amino acids. The transcript is spliced from 4 exons. The record is from RefSeq and is a predicted model, not a curated record. NCBI's taxonomy places the organism in Eukaryota, Metazoa, Arthropoda, Insecta, Hymenoptera, Cynipidae.
UACCAACCAUGACGACCAAACGAAAAAGUUUUUUGAUGUGACCGUUGACGUGAAGACUGUUUUUCUUGAUUUGUAUUGUUUAUGAUUAGUGUAUUAUUUAAUUUAUUAUUGAUUUGCAGAACGUUAAAUUAGAAAUAUUUGUUCGAUCUUACGAAAUUAUCGUGCUUGUAGUAAUGAUGUGCUUUUAUGUGAACGAUUAGGACAAUGAUGUUACCUAACCUCAAAGCCUCCACAGUAAAAGAGUAAUAUUUUGAUUUAAAACUCAAGGGAAAUGUACUUUAUGCCCUGAAAAUGUACUUUUUUCAAAGAUUGGCAGUCAUUUUAUUUCCAAUGUUUCUUACUUGAUAUAGUCCUAAGGAACGAAAAAUACUUCAAAAUGGAAAAGAACUUGCCAACGACUCCGAAAGCUAAGCUCAAAACCAAAAGGCUAGUUUCAACGCCUGAGCGCGGCAAUGCAUUUAGUCAAAGUUCUGCAACGAGCGUUCGACAUGCUCCUCGCCACAGAUCUGCUGCAAGUAUGCAUGACAUGUCUCUAAAUAUAUCUUCAGCUUCUGCUGUAAAGAAGAAACUAGGAGGAAGUAGAUCGUCUCUAGUGUCAUCAAAUCUAGGACCUUCUUUUGGUUCAAAAAAAUCUGAAGUUGAUAACGCAGAAACAGAAUUAGGCUUCCUUUACGAUAAUUACCUGCAGACCCUUAUGACGGACGUUUUACUGAAGAAAAAAGCGCAUGAAAAGGAAAACAAAAUAUUAAAUCAGCUGGGAUCGAUAAACAAGGAACAAGACUUGGGAAACGAGAAGCUGGCGAAAAUGAAAGCCAGGGAAAAGGACAUUCGAUAUUUGUCAAUUCUGCAAAAUACUCUCGAUAUGCUCGUUACGGAAAUUCGAUCUAAUAUUGAGGAUUUAAACAACUCUUCCGUGAACGAUGAACUACAAAAGUUGAAAAUCCAUCUGGAACCCUUCGAUUUAUUAAGAUGCCAGGGAAUCGAACUUCCUAAAGCGCCCAUCGAACAGCAAAAGUUUCAAGAAAUUCUAAAACAGUGUUUCAAAUCUCUGCAGGAAGUGAGUGAGUCAGUUAAAGACAAGAGCGAGAAUCUUCAGAAAGUUAAAUCAGGAUUGAAAGAGUCUAUCGAGACUCAAAAAAAAAUCGAGAGUCUUCACAAAAACCUUCAAACUAAAGUGAACACUCUCCAGAAUGUGGUUUUAAAAAUGGCUUCACAGUCUCUUUCGGAAGCUAUGUCCUGAUUUGUAAAUAUUACUAGUGUAUUUAUUCGCUGAUUCUCAAUCGCUAUGUUUAUUCCUUCGAAAGCGAUCGUAUCAUAGUUUUCGGGUAAGGAAUAUAUAUUUUUUAUUUUGUGAUAAAGAACCUCGUUCAUCUGGAAACUUAUUUAUAGCGUAUCAAUUGUAGAAGGAAAAGUCUGAAAAUGUGUAUAUUUUGAAACUGAAGAGACAAUACAAUCUUUUCGAUAAA